AUGGCUGCGCCCAUGGUUGUAAACAUGUGAUAUAUUUUGGAAGAUAAAUAAAACAGAUAACAUGUUGACUCCGGCGUUUGAAAUACACCAAGACAACGAAUUUUUGUUUUUCUACAUUAAAGCACCAUAUACAAAGAUUUCAGAUACUGAAAUAUUCAUAGAAGAUAAUGAAUUCAAGUUUUUUUCUAAACCCUAUUUUUUACGACUGAAUUUGCCUGGGCAAUUAAUUGAAGAUGGGAGAGAAACGGCAAUUUAUGAUUCUAAUAAAGGACAUAUCACCAUCAAAGUACCUAAAAAGACACAGGGAGAAGUAUUUGAAGGCCUGGACAUGCUAACAAAAUUGUUGGCCCCUAAAGGAGAUAGAGUAGCCACGGAACCUUUAAUAGAAGUAUUAGGAUCUGAUGCUGACUGUCCACCAGGUUGUAUUUUAGAUGAUAAUGAGAUUGAUUGGUAUAUAGAACAAAAACCAUAUGAAGAACCUAACAUCAUUAAUACUUCAUAUAAAUAUGGUUUUGCUGGCCAGAAAUCUGGUAUUUUUAGUCGUCUUGCCAAUGAACUUAAACAUCUAGUAGAUGUAAAUGAUCCCGAUAACUUAUCUCCAGCUGAUCGCCUUAAACAAAGACAGGAUGUAGAAGAUAAUAAAUUUGAUGAUGAUCAUUAUUUAGCGGAUUUAUAUCAAGAUGAUGUCAUAAAAACUAUAUUGAAUUAUCAAGCUGAUUGGAAUCGGUCUGAUAAUGUGAAAGUAGAUCAUGAAGACGUUAUUUGUUUUAAUGAUGAUCAAAAGGAGAGAAUGCGAAAUUUACCAAAAAAGGAAUAUGUUAUUGAUAAAGAUGUUUUACCAUCAGUAUAUCUUAGUCUUGUUGAUCUAAUUUAUUCCUAUUGUUAUAAUCAUAGAAUAACAGAAGGGGAUGAUAAUGUAGAAUCAGGAUGGAAUAUCUGUAAAUUAAGCUCUACUCUAUCCUGGUUUGCAGUGGACACAAAUCCUAGAGAUGUAAUAAUCACAAACAUUAGACGAAGCUUGUGUUUUCCACUGCACCGGCACUGGCAACUUGCAAUCAAAGUUUUGGAAGAUACACAAAAACUAUUUGAACUUGGCAAAAGACAGAUAUUAAAAUGUUUAUUAGAAAUUCAUCAAUUGUUUCAUGAUUGUGAUUCAAGAUAUAUCUUAAAUGAUAUCUAUAUUACUGACUAUUGUGUCUGGCUUCAGUCAGCUAGUGAUGAAAAAUUAAAAUCAUUAGCUAAAGCUCUCAAAGACUUAAACAUGCAGAAAAUAGAAGUUAAAUUGAACUUAGAGGAAUUAGAGGCCGCGGCAAAAGUGGCCAUGGAAGAAGAUGUUUCAAAUCAUUUAGAGAAAUUAACUGUUGCUGAUAGUGAUGAUGAGAGUACAGAGAGCAGUGAUGAAGACAGUACUGGUAGCAGCUACACAGAUUCCACUGAAGAAAGCACACAGACAGAUGAUGCAAGUGAAGGAGAAAAUGAAAGUACUGAAUCCAAAACUAUUUCUAUAUCCAAUAAUGUUCUGAAAAAGGAAUCAUUUGAAAAUAGUGACAAUGAAAAAAACAUUAAUGUUGAUGGGUCAACAUUUAAUAAUACAAAACAAAUGAUCAGUGUCGACCUUCAAACAGUGACUGACAGUUUAAAUGAAUAAGUUGGUAAUAUGAAAUAAAUACCUUAAAAGUAAAUACAUAAUCAUCCAUCAUAAUCAUAUUUAUAAUAAUAAAGAAAUCAAGUUGG
This is a messenger RNA of Patella vulgata (common limpet), 1734 nucleotides long. Its product is annotated as protein SHQ1 homolog. The coding region runs from base 62 to 1648 and encodes 528 amino acids. The transcript is spliced from 3 exons. Gene Ontology annotation, cellular component: cytoplasm; nucleoplasm. The record is from RefSeq and is a predicted model, not a curated record. Lineage: Eukaryota; Metazoa; Mollusca; Gastropoda; Patellidae. Gene Ontology annotation, biological process: box H/ACA snoRNP assembly.